AUGAUUGGCGCCUCAGAGCCCUCCGCGACCUCGAGGCUGUCUGCCUAUCUCUCCAGAUUGAAUCCCGUCCCAGCUUUCCCCGAAUACACCGGCCCAUACAAGGUCGGCACCCUCGACGUCGAGAUUCCCGUCGCCGAUCUGCCUUCUCCGGCCCCGCAACCCGACAUUGCCAGCGACAUCCCGACGGUGUUGUUUCGAGUCUUCUAUCCUGCAGUCGCCGAAUCCAACGAGAAGCUCAUCAGCUGGCUGCCCGCACCGCAAAGGCACUAUGUCUCUGCUUACACCAAGUUCAUGGGCGUUGGACACACUCUAGCCGAGCUCCUCUCAUUUCUACCUCGACAUCUUCACUACACCUCCAUUCCCGCUCACAAAAACGCCACCUUGGAAUCCGCCAAUACCGACGACAAGCGAUGGCCAACCAUGAUCUUCUCCCAUGGCCUGGGAGGGAGCCGAAACUCGUAUUCAUACAUUGCCGGAUCGCUUGCUUCUCACGGAAUCGUCGUCAUCUGCCCCGAGCAUCGAGAUGGAAGCGCCGUCACCUCAUUUGUUCGUGUUCCUGGCCAGAACGGCCGCUUGGCCCGAAAGGUCGUCCCGUACAACCGAAUCUCCCACGAGGUCACACCCGAGGUGUACGAGGCGAGAGAAGCGCAGCUUAGGAUUAGACUUUGGGAGAUGGGCUUGGUUCACGAAGCAGUUCUGGCCAUGGAUGCCGGCCGAGAGUUUACCAACCUGAAUCUCACCACUCCGAGCCUGGGCCAGUUCGUCGGCCGUCUGAACGUCAACGAACCCGGCAGCAUCAUCUUUGCGGGCCACAGCUUCGGCUCCACCACCGUGUACCAGUUUCUCAAGUGCACCUACUACGCCGAUGUUGCAGAGGUCGCAGCCAUGGAGGCGCCGUUGUUCAGACCCUCCAAGGACAGCAGCAUUCGGAAGCAGGUGACGGAGAAGAACGCCACUAUGCUCUUGGAUAUGUGGUGUCUGCCUCUGCUGGCCCCCAACUCGACUCCUCUGUUCAACCUACCGCUUCCCGUAUACGCCGAUGUCCCCUCAGCACCGGGAGGAACUGCGCUACUGGCUGUUGAAUCGGAAGCCUUUUUCAAGUGGCCUGAGCAUCUUCAUGUCACGGCACGAUUACUGUCUCCCGACCCUACGGCCAAAGUUGUCACCCCGGCAAUCUAUGAGCGGCCGAGUGGCAACAAGCUUCCGGAGCCCAACUUCUUUUACGUCGGAAGCUCAGCUCAUCUGAGCCAGUCUGAUUUUGGCAUUCUGUUCCCACUCUUGACGAGGAAGAUCUUCAAUGCUGUCGAGCCCGAGCGUGCACUUCGCCUGAACCUGCGGGCGCAGCUGCAGUUUUUCCGAGCAAACAGCAUUCCUGUCGCGCGAACUUGGAUUGGGGAUCUUGUCGAUGGUUCUCACAUGGACAAGCUGGAUUUGGCAACUAAGGGCGGCUCCAGCUCUGAUGUGGCUGUCGAUGGGCUCGACGACGACAAGGCCAUUUUCGAUAGGAGCGGACACGAUGUCAUCGACUACUGGAACUGGAUCGACACCAUUGGCUUGGGAGAGCCAGAUGAGCAAAGGAGCGGCCAAACGACGACGGAGCAGAUUGAACAGAGCGAAGAGCAAAUGAAGGGCGAGCUGGAGCCCAGCGAACAACCCGCUCAGCCAGCCGCCAUGAAAGGCGUCACUCUGCCCCAAGGCCACGGCUGGCAGGAGAUUUAA
This is a messenger RNA of Trichoderma aggressivum f. europaeum, 1719 nucleotides long. RefSeq lists its product as uncharacterized. NCBI's taxonomy places the organism in Eukaryota, Fungi, Ascomycota, Sordariomycetes, Hypocreales, Hypocreaceae. The transcript is spliced from 2 exons. The record is from RefSeq and is a predicted model, not a curated record. Bases 1 to 1719 code for a protein of 572 amino acids. Gene Ontology annotation, molecular function: 1-alkyl-2-acetylglycerophosphocholine esterase activity.